Messenger RNA from Emiliania huxleyi CCMP1516, 3464 nucleotides. RefSeq lists its product as hypothetical. Gene Ontology annotation, molecular function: NAD+ poly-ADP-ribosyltransferase activity. The record is from RefSeq and is a predicted model, not a curated record. Bases 61 to 3387 code for a protein of 1108 amino acids. The transcript has 6 exons. NCBI's taxonomy places the organism in Eukaryota, Haptophyta, Isochrysidales, Noelaerhabdaceae.
UCCAAGCGACUCGCUCGCAACGGCGCCGGCUCGACGACUCGACGACGCCGCAGCGGCGCAAUGAUCGACCCUCUCCUCGACGCUCGACGCGGCAGCCCUCGCCGCGGGCUCCUCCUUUCCUGCCUAGUCCUCUGGCUCGGCUACAGCUUCUCCACCUCGGACGAGUGGCGUGCCACAGCGUGGGCGGCGCUCUGCACGGCUGCCCUGCUCGCGCUCUGCGUGCCGUCGCUCUGGGCCACGUUCGCGCUGCUCCACCAAUACAUCGCGACGCUCUCCCUCCGGCCCAACGCCCGGCUCGUAGACUGGACGUACCUGGCGCUCCUCCAGGGGCUGCUGGCGGCGGCGGCAGCUUGGGUGUGCGGCGCGUGCUGCGCGUGGACGCUCCCGGGCGCAUGGCCGCUCUUCGGCGCCGCCCUUGAGGGCAUCCCUCCGCCCAAUGUGACGCUGCCCGUCGUCGGGUGGGCGGAGGUGCCGCUGGUGCCGCCAGACGGCGUCCGCCUCCCGGCGUGGGUGCCUGCCGCCAACGUCACGCUGCCCGCGAGCGUGAGCUGGACGCACGGCGAGCUGCACCUGCGGUGGUGGUCGGCGGGCGCGGCGAUCGGCGCGCUCGCGGGCGGCCUCUUCCUGGCGCAGCGGCUGGUCGCGUUCGUCGCCAUGGGAUGUGGCGGUGGCCCUGCGAUCUGGCGCCGCCACCCGCCUCGCCAGGGCGGGCGCCACACCCGCCGCGUCGGCGCGGAGGAGUUCGACUUGCUGGCCGAGUACGUGGCAAGCCAGUGCGGCGCGCAGGCGGACCGCUACUCGUUCGGCAUGUCGCUGCACGCCGCGUGGCGCGUCGCCAGCCCGGAGCUCGAGGCUGCGUUUGGGCGCAUGGCGGCGGCGCGAGAGGCCGACGGCAAGCCGACGCGCCGCGAGCUGCUCUUCCACGGCACUCCGAUAGAGAACGCGCAUGCGAUCGUCGCCGAGGGGUUCCGGCUGCCGCCGCACGGAGGCAUGUUUGGGCGCGGCGUCUACUUUGCGGACUGCCCGCUCAAGUCGCUGCGGUACGCGGGCGGCCUCGGCGGCUGGCUGCGCGGAAGGCGGCACAUGCUGGUCUGCGAGGUCGAGCUCGGCGCACCGCUCCACACCCGCCGCGCCCGCACCGACCUCCACGGCACCUCCACGGCACCUCCACGACACCUCCACAUCACGAUGACACCUCCACGACGCGCCCCACGACGCGCCCGCGACUCGUCCGCAGACCUCGACCCAGAGAAGGACCUCGAGGCGAAGGGGUUCGACUCGGUCGCCGCGUCGGCGUCGGCGGGCGGGCUGCGCGCGCCCGAGUUCGUGCUGUACCGCACCGAGCGCGUCGUGCCGCGCUACGUGCUCGCGGUGGCGCAGUGCGGCAGGGGAGAGCCGGCCGAGCUCCGGCCCGCACUACGAGCGCGGCCGCCGGGGGAGUGGCUCGCCGCCCUCCGCGCCGCCGCCGCCGCCGCUCCUUCCGAGGUCGCGGCCGAGGCGAGGCCGGGCGGCAAGGGCGGCGCGGCGCCCGGCACGGGGCAGGGCGUUGCGGCGGCGCGGUCGGCGCCUUCGCCCGGCGGGGUCGGCGCGCCGCUCUCGGCGGAGGAGCGCGCGCUGCUCGCGGAGCUUGUCGCGGGCGGCACGCGGGUGGCGCGGCGCGAGACUGGCGGCUGGAGCUCGUGGGGCGGGUCGGACCUCUCUGGCGAGAGGCUGGUGGUUGACGCUGAGCGGGCGGCUCUCGUGUUUGAGCACCUCGGCGACGAGGAGGAGGGCGGAGGCGGCAGCGGAGGCGGCGGAGGUAGCGGCCAGGAUGGCGACGACAGCGGAGGCGGCGCCUUUCUCGCGGCCGUCGGCCUGGAGUCCGUCUCGUCGAUCUCGCCCGCUCCGGCGGCGUCCCCUCCCGGCCUGCUGGUGGAGGUGCGCGGGUCCGGGUGGGUAUGGUCUCGGCCAGGGACGGUCUCGCUCACGCUGCUGCCCGACUCGACCGGGGGCGACGGCGGCGGCGGCGGCGGCGGAGCCACCCUCGAGGCGCGCCGCGACAGGCUGCUCGCGCUGCUGCGGGGCCUCGCCUCGCGCGUGCCUCCGCGGCUGCGGGAGGCGGCCCCCCGCCGCGGCGGCGCUUGGUUGGCCGACGAGUCGAGCUACCGAGCGGAGCGCGCCUCGCUGUCACCUGCGGAGGUGCGUGCGCUGCUCGGCCAGCCGGAGCCGCCCACUUCCCUCUGCGACUGCUUUGGCGCCGAGCGGGGUGCGUCGGCGAGAGUGGUGGCGUCGUCGCUUUGCGACUGCGCAGAGGCGCGCGCCUCCUGCUCCUCCUUCCUCAGCGGCCCCCCGAUCGAGGUCGUCCUCAAGCUAGCUUGCGUCCCGCUCGCCUUCCCGCUCGCCCUCGCGCUGCUGCUGCUCUGGCGCGUCCUGCCCGCGGCGGCGCGGCUGGCCGGAUCGGUGCUGCUCGCCGCCUGCCGCGCGGUGCACGCCGGCUGGGUCGCCGCCGUCGAGUGGGUCGCCACCCACUGCAAGCGCUGCGUCUACGCGCUGGUCGACCAUUGCUGCUUCCCUCUCUCGCGUGCCGUCCGCGUCGCCACCGCCCCGCUCGUCGCCGCCGCCGCCGCCGCCCUCCGCCUCGCCUCGCCCGCGGCGCGCGCGCUCCGCGACGGCACCGCGGCGCGGCGUGCACGCGAGCCGAGAUCGCCCAAACUUGCCCAAGAUCACCCCGAGGUCGUUUGGGAGCAGGCGCUCGGCGUGCACGCGAGCCACGCCGUGUGCGUCGGCGCCCGCGGCGCUUGCCGCGGCGCCGUGGCGCUCGACGCGCUGGUUACCGAGGCCGUCUGGCUCCCCCUCGAGGCUUGCGCGCGGCUCGCGUCGCAUUUGCUCGGAGGGUGCGCGGCGGCGACGCAGCGCGCGUUCGCCUCUGCGGGCGACGCGCUGCUACGGCUCGUCGCGGCUUGCUGCCGUUUGCUCGGAGGCGCCUUUUCCGCGUUUUGCUCCGCGCUGAGCAUGAUUUUCGACGCGGCGGCGCCGCUCGUCUCCGCCUUUGUAAGCGCGGUCUCCUUUCUCAUGCGCCACGUCGCCGCGGCGCUCUCGCCGGUCGUGACACUCGUGCAGGCGGCCCUCUCCGCCGCCCUCUCCGCAGCGCUGGUGGCGCUCGCGGCGGCGGCGGCGGUGGCGACGUGGGUGUUCGACUCGUUGCUGGCGCCUACGUUUGCGGCCGUGGCGGGAGCGGUUACCGCCGUUGGCACGGCGGUGGCGGGCGCGGUGGGCGCGGUGGGGGCGGCGGCGGGGGCGGUGGCGCUCGUGCUCGGGGAGGCGGUGGGCUCUCUGCUCAGUUGCCUCGGCCUCGGCGGGCGGACGCGGACAGCGGGGGUAGGGCGGUAUCAGCGGCAGGCGGGGUGAGCGAUCUCUGGUCGACAUCUGUCUCUCAUGUGGUGCGGAUUGAGUGGUUUUUAGUAUACAAACGAAGAGUGUCCCAA